UGUGCUGCCCUCAGGGCUAAGCCCCGCCAGCGGCAGCCUGGCGCGCUCCCCACGCCGAGCUGGAGUGGCCGGCCUCGGGCUCCACUGGGGCCAAGCCCGAGGGCUGAUUCCAGAGCCUGAAAGUGCCAGGGUUUGUGGGGGGUUGUAGGGGCUGUGUCCCCGGCUGGGUGGCCACUGCAGACAUUGACAGGGCACACAGUCCUGGAUGGGGAACCUGUUGUGCUAGGCGCUGUACAAACGCAAAACAAAGAGAUCGUGCCUUCCCCAAAAGAUAUUUGGGAUGCUGCUGUGGGAGCGGAGGGUGGGGUGUGAACAGGGCUGACUCCAGGUACCAGGGCAGGAAGCAGGGUUUUAUAUUGCCACCCCCUCAUCGUGAUAGCUGAGCACCUUCUAUGAACAUUUCAUAGCAGUAAUUAAGUCCUUGAUGGACUUCACGAAGUCUCUGAGGAUUAAAACUCUGCUUGGGGAAAGAUGGGACUCAUCCAGGAUUCCUGAGUAAUAAGAAUGGGUCCAGAUGUACCUCUCCUGAAUGAUUACAAACAGGAGUUCUUCUUGAAGCGCUUUCCACAGACUGUUUUGGGUGGUCCCCGAUUUAAAUUAGGCUACUGUGCGCCUCCUUACAUAUAUGUGAAUCAGAUCAUUCUUUUCCUGACACCAUGGGUUUUGGGAGGAGUAGGAACACUUUUGUAUCAGUUAGACAUUAUGAAAGACUAUUACACUGCUGCACUUUCAGGAGGACUGAUGCUUGUUACAGCACUUAUUCUCCAGAUGACAAAUCUGUAUGCAAGACAGAAAACAGUGACAGUAGAAAGAAUGCAAAUUCAGAAUACCCUAAGGGAUGAAGAUGAGUAUGAAUUUUCCAGCUGUGUGGGUUCAGAGACAGUUAAAUUUAUUAUUCCAGGCAAGAAAUAUAUUGUCAACAUUGUUUUUCAUUCCUUUCUUGCUGGGGUAAUGUGUGGGUUGGGAACUUGGUAUUUGCUGCCAAACAGAAUAACCUUGCUGUAUAGUAACAUUGGAGGAACUGUUGUGAUCUUUGUGUUUGGAUGGGUAACUAUUUGUAUAGGAGAAUAUUCUUUAAUCAUAAACACAGCUAUAGAGACAGCUACUUUUCAGGCGCUGGAUACUUAUGAAAUUACUGCUCUGAUGAGACCGUUCUAUAUUUUUGUCUUUAUUGCAGUGGAUCUUGCACACAGGUUUACUGUUAACAUACCAGUUUUAGAACAGACAAACCAGAUUUUGCACAUCAUUUUUCUAUUUUUGCCAUUUUUGUGGGCAUUGGGGAUUCUGCCCCCACUUGAUGCACUUUUUCUGUGGGGAAUGGAACAAGUGUUGGAGUUUGGCCUAGGAGGUUCACCCAUGUCAAGUAAUACAAGGUUGUUAGUAAUGUUUCUCAUUUCCACUGGAACAGCUAUAGCAUCAUAUUUCAUUCCCAGCACUGUUGGUGUGGUCCUCUUCAUGACUGGAUUUGGGUUCAUACUCAGUCUUAACCUGAGUGAGAUUGGUCUAGCCUUCAAGCACACCAUGAUCAGCCAUUUAGCUUCCAACAAGUCUAAGUCCAGUGGCCCUAGGAUACACUCUGUGUGGAAGGAAUUCUUCUUCUAUUUGACUGUCUUGACAUUGGCUCUCAUAGAAGCCAGCUUGCUGCAUCACUUUGCUGGUUUUUCAGCAUUUUCCAAAGCCAGUCCCCAGGCUAUAGUGAGUUACAUUCUGAUCAUAUUACUUAUAGUUAUGUGGAUUCUUAGAGAGAUUCAGGGAGUGUACUUGUUUGGAGUCUUCCGAAACCCUUUUUAUCCAAAGGAUGUCAGGACUGUGACCAUGUUCAUGGAGACUCAAAGAAGGCUUAUGAAAGUCGGUGUUGUCAGAAGGAUUUUACUAACACUAGUGUCUCCAUUUGCUAUGAUAGCAUUUCUUUCAUUAGACAGUUCCCUACAAAGUCUCCAUUCUGUAUCUAUUUGCCUUGGAUUCACAAGAACCUUUAGAAUGGUUUGGCAAAAUACAGAGAAUGCCCUGUUGGAGAUGGUGAUUGUAUCGAUAGUGCAGAUGUUGCUAUUUAAUACAGAUGUGUGGUGGAACAGAAGCCUUGAUACAGGAAUCAGACUCUUACUGGCUGGUGUCAUUCGGGAUCGAUUACUUCAGUUGAUCUCAAAACUGCAUUUUGCUGCAGCUGUUCUCUUGACAUCAUGGACAGAGAAAAAGCAACGUCGGAAAUCUACUGCCACCUUAAUAACACUCAACAUUGUUUUCUUCCCAAUUGUAUUGGCCUUCAUUGCUGUCUCUGCAUUACUUUCUUCCCCCAUGCUGCCGCUCUUCACUCUACCAAUAUUUUUAAUUGGGUUUCCUAGACCUAUCCGAAGCUGGCCUGGACCUGUGGGUGCAACUGCAUGUGUUUGUUCAGAUACCAUGUACUACCAGCAAGUGGUUCCGAGUCUGGCUGCUGCACUACAGUCUGCACUAGCAUCUGGUAGUCUCGGUCUCUCUUUACCUGGAUCACACUACUUGUGCCGUUUUCAGGACAGACUGAUGUGGAUAUUAGUACUAGAAAGAGGCUUCACAUACUGCUGUGUUAAUAUUAAGGGGCUAGAAUUGCAGGAAACUUCCUGCCACACUGCAGAAGCACACAGAGUGGAUGAAGUUUUUGAAAUGGCCUUUGAACACCAAGAGCAUGCAGAGACUUUCUCUCUCAAUCAUCAUUUUGGAAACAUUUUAACCCCUUGUACCGCUCUACCUGUGAGACUGUAUUCUGAUGCCAGGAAUGUCUUGUCUGGAAUCAUUGAUUCACAUGAGAACUUAAAGCAACUGAAAGAUGAUUUCCUUAAAGUGCUUGUAUGGAUACUUGUCCAGUAUUGCUAUAAAAAGUCAAAAAUGUGCGAGAAGCUGGACAAAACAACCAAGAACAAAGAAUGGUCAUUUCCAUUAACCCAGCCCAAAGCAUUUGACAAUGCAGUAGAAAAACUCAGACCCAUAAAGGAUGAAGAUAGCUUUAGUGUAGAUACAAUUGCAGAUUGGACCGAUGAUAGUGAUCUUUUUGAUCUUGACCCCAGCAGAACAAGAGAAAGAAAAGAAACCGAGCCAUUGGAAGCUACACCAAGAACACUUUUGUCUGUUCCAGGGUCAGUAGAAAUGGAGAGCGCAGUUGGUGCUCUGCAAGAGACAGCACCCGAAGAUAAACUCUACAAAGCUGUUGUGCUUGGACUCCCUGCUGUAGACAAAGGAAAGAAGCAGGAAGUUGUAAGCGUACCUUUAGUUGAAUUUAGCUGCUCUUACUCUGAGUUGCUAAGCAUACCUGAAGAGUGGAGAACUGCACCCAUACCUACUUCCAAACUCAAUGAGAAGAGGCAGAGGUUUCCAGAAGACUGGUACCAUUUUGUUUUGAGUCAACUGGAUUUUUUUCAUUUGAAAGAAAAACCUUCCAAUUUACUUGAAGACAUUACUAAAGACAAAGCUUUGAAAGAGUUGUAUGUCCAUGGUGUAUUGUCUUGUUGUUUUGGUUUGUUUGGACUAGACAAUACAGUUCCUGCUCCUAGUCAUGUAUUUAGAGCGUACACUGGUGGCAUUCCCUGGUGUGUUGGUUUGGAUUGGCUAACUGGAAAACCAGAGCUGUUCCAACUAGCACUGAAAGCAUUCAGAUAUACGUUUAAGCUCAUGGUUGACAAAGCAAGCCUGGGUCCAGUAGAGAACUUCAAAGAGCUGAUUAACUAUCUGGAAGAAUAUGAAAGUGACUGGUACAUUGGUUUAGUAUCAGAUAUUGAGUGGCAACAAGCAGUUUUACAGGAAAAGCCAUAUCUUUUUUCUUUGGGACAUGAUCCUAACAUGGGAGUUUACACCAGCAGAGUGCUUACCCUUCAGGAAUUGUUAGUGCAGGUUGGGAAGCUCAACAACGAAGCUGUGCGAGGUCAAUGGGCAAAUCUUUCAUGGGAGCUGCUGUAUGCUACCAAUGAUGAUGAAGAACGCUACAGUAUACAAGCUCACCCAGUCCUUCUGAGAAACCUUACUGUGCAAGCAGCAGACCCACCGCUUGGCUACCCUGUUUAUUCAUCUGCAUCUCUCCAUGUGCCUUUGUUGUAGGCUGUUGAAAUUGUAAGGUGGUUUUUUUGUAUUUCCUAUCUGUAAGUAGGAACCAAACACUAAUGCUGCAUUUGUACAACUAGAAAUAUGAAGAUCUCAUUGAGUGGCAUUGGAUGGCAGUUACCAAACCAAGGAAACCUAAUUUGCACAGAAAAGGUGCUAGCUGGAGGCAAGAACUUUAGAAUCUGUUUUUUCUCUGCUGCAACUACCUAAACCCCUUUCCCUGUGUGGCUGCCACACGUCUUGAUCUUCACUUCAGAGAAGAGAUACUUAGCUCUGGCCACUAACUGUUGGUGGUGCAUUUUUAUUUUUAUAUAGCUCAACCGGUGACUUGCAUUCGUAGGCAGGUUACAGCUCAUUGUAGUAUAGUGAACUGUAGAGUUGGUAACCAAAGUGUGCAUAUGAAUAUUUAUAUGAAAUUUUUAUUCUGAUCAUUUUGUAUUUUGAUUUUAUUAGAACUUGUUAUGUAUAACUUCAGAUCAUUUUAUUUAAUGUGUAUUACCAGCUGCCCGUUCACAAAGGAAGCCUUGGAGUGUUUCUAUAAAAGUGCACACUAGCUACUCCAAGCUUCCCCUCCUCCAGUGUAAACAAACCAUUAUGGGGCUGUAUGUAGGCAGGGGGGUAGUUCAGGAUGCAGGAGAGCUUCCCCCUUGCAGUCCCCCCUCCCCACAGCUCCCUCCCAAUUCCACCCCCAGCAUUAGCCCUGUGAAGGGCAACAGGGCACUGGACUUCAGCUGGGCAAUCUAGGUGUGUAAAGCUAUUACACUGGAACCUGUUUGACUGCCCAAGCCCUUCAGCAGAGUAGUCAGACUCUUCCACUUUCCUGUGUAGGAACAGGAAGGAGAUGUUCUAGCAGGAGGUGGAGUCCUUGCUGACUUGGUGUCCAAGACAGCUGCGACAUUUAGAACUGAUUACCUGAGCAGAACUCUGCUAAAAGAAGACAGGGCUCGGCUGACAAUUACUUCUCCCUUAUGUAAAGAGGGGAAGUGCCUUCCUCUAAACAAUGCAGGGCUAAGGGGGAAAGCCACAAGCCUGCUGCAUCCACUCCCAUCCAACCUGAUUAGGUGUGCGCACAGCUUAUCCAGCUUCAGUGCUGCCCUUCUAGAGUAGCCCUCACAAGCAAUGAACACACUUUCCCCCUUCAUAGCUUGGUUGAUAUUGGUUCUGAAUGUCAGCCCAUGGUGCAACCAGCUUAUGGGGCAUGAGGCUUUCAGGGUCCAGGAAGGGAAGAAUCUGGGCUGGUGGGUGGGGUCUGUAAGGUGUCAGAAUGGUGGAAAUAGGAUCAAGUAGUUUAUGCUGUGUAGCUGCCCUCCAAAUACAGGGUAAACUCAUGGCAGCAGAAAGAUCACAAUAGGGUUCCUGUCCUCCUAUUGUUUUUAUAAACCUAAAGAAUGAAUUUAUGGAAGGCCCUGCAACAGUAAAGCAGAUAUGUUUACAGA
This is a messenger RNA of Chelonoidis abingdonii (Abingdon island giant tortoise), 5504 nucleotides long. It is a transcript of the gene PCNX4, whose product is annotated as pecanex 4. NCBI's taxonomy places the organism in Eukaryota, Metazoa, Chordata, Testudines, Testudinidae. The record is from RefSeq and is a predicted model, not a curated record. Gene Ontology annotation, cellular component: membrane.